AUGUUGGAAAAUGGCAAGCAAAAGAUUGGCAACAUGCUGAGAGCACAAAUGCGCAAAUACCUACUCAGAGAAGCCUUCUCGGACCGUUCUGGUGCUAAAAGUAUUAUCCCCUCGCUCGGGAAGAAGAGUGCCAAAGCGGAAGGCCGCAGCGAGCGGGAGCGGCGCAAACGAGGAUUUAUAGCCAUGCGUCAGAUGUGCAAGCUGGCAAACGUCCAACACAAAUGGCUCUCGCUCUUGGUUUCUUUUUUGCUUUGGAUGACGAUAUGGCUGAUCGGGGGUGUGGUUUUCUGGCGCUCGGAGUCGAACGCAAAAUGGUCGUACUUUGAGGCUCUAUACUUUGCAUAUACCAGUCUUCUAACAGUUGGUUAUGGAGAUUUGUAUCCGAUCAGUAGUUUGGGUAAAUCCUUCUUCGUUUUUUGGUCCCUGCUUGCCGUUCCUACGAUUACCAUUCUCAUCUCCAAUAUUGGCGAUACCGCUAUCCGAUUUAUCCGUGACGUUACGCUAUUCAUUGGCGAGCUCACUAUUCUACCGGGUGACCAAUCCUUCGUGGACAGGCUUAAGACACUGACUCACAUCUCCUGGGUCAGAUGGUGGAUGGAAGAAACGACGGGCGAAAAUCAAGAUCCCAAUAAAGAGAACGGCAAUCAUUUCGACUUCAAAGAAAACAAGGAAGAAAAGCAAGCCGAAAAUAUCCACCAGUACAUCUACCUGCUCUUCCGAGAGCUACGCAAAAUGGUUGAGUACGCCAGCAACACUCCAUCCCGGAAAUUCGACUAUCUAGAAUGGGAAUAUUAUAUGAGUCUGAUUGCAGGAGAUAAUAAACCCAAUGUUCUUGGAGAUGAAGCCGAUGAUGGACAGGCGGAAGCAGCACGAGAGUGGAGUUGGACUGAUAAGGAAAAUCCUUUGCUUGCCGAAACGAGUGAGGUUCAGUGGUUGCUUGGGCGGUUGACUGAGGUACUUGAUCGGGAAUUAAGGAGGGCAAGUCAGGUUCAUCAUGUUUCCGAGAGAGCAAAGGGGGAUGAAGCAGAGGAUUAA
Molecule: messenger RNA, 1035 nt
Organism: Penicillium psychrosexuale
Lineage: Eukaryota; Fungi; Ascomycota; Eurotiomycetes; Eurotiales; Aspergillaceae
Product: potassium channel family protein
Exons: 1
Coding region: 1-1035 (344 amino acids)
Biological process (GO): stabilization of membrane potential; potassium ion transmembrane transport
Cellular component (GO): membrane
Molecular function (GO): potassium ion leak channel activity
Source: RefSeq, a predicted model, not a curated record